Molecule: messenger RNA, 656 nt
Organism: Pocillopora meandrina
Lineage: Eukaryota; Metazoa; Cnidaria; Anthozoa; Scleractinia; Pocilloporidae
Source: the annotation of a GenBank genome assembly
GAGAGUAUUGUCUGUUCAGAGGGGAGUCAGGAUAAGUCAUCUGAGAAGAACACAUGUUAAAAAGCAACAAUAAUCUCAAAACAAAGUAGGCUUGUUUCUGGAGCCCUGCAGCAUGUCUCAGUAUAGAAAUUCAAUUUACUUCAACUUGGGACACGUAAUAACUGCUGAAUGAGAAACAAAAGUACAAAUUUUAAUAAAGUGGGAAAAAACUGUGAAGGAAGCCACAAGAUUAAAUUAAUUUUGAACAAGCAUAAAGAGCUAUUCUGAGAAGAUAGUAUUGAUGCUCAAAACAAGAAACUGGAAAAUGUUUUUCUAUUAACUCUCUCUCUGAUAUGUUAACUAGACUUUAAUACUGUUUAGUGUGUGCAGUUUGAUAACUAGGCUUUUUCUAUUUUUUUCUCACAGGCCAACCUAAUAAGCCCUAUGACAACCUUGACCAGGAGGGGAAGGAAAAGAUAAGGGCUCUCCUAUUUAUUAUGGAUAGAUUUUCCAUUUCACUGGAGGGAUAUCAUGAACUCACCCAAGUUGAAAAGAGUCUCCCCAGGACAUAUCUAAUUAACUGCUACACCAAGGUUUUGGACGGUAAGUGGGAAGUUACACUGACACCAGGUGCAGAGCUGCCGCUCAAACUUCUACUGGAGCAAGUUGUUCUAUAA